Molecule: messenger RNA, 567 nt
Organism: Stylonychia lemnae
Lineage: Eukaryota; Ciliophora; Spirotrichea; Sporadotrichida; Oxytrichidae
Source: the annotation of a GenBank genome assembly
AUGCUCUCUGAAUUGAUAUUUCAGUGUAAAAAUCAGCAAUUCGGCUGUGAAUCACAAGUUAAUUAUGACAAAAUUGAGGAUCAUGAGUAAAAUGAGUGCUAAUUUGAAUAUUUACAAUGCUAAGCUCAUGAUGAUGGAUGUGAGAUGAAACUUACAAGAAAGGAUAUGAUUAUUCAUCAAAAGAAUUGUGUAUUCAUGCCAAUAUCAUGUGAAUAUUGCAAUAAACCUGUAAAGAGGCGUGAAAGCGAAGCUCAUUAUAAAAUAUGUGAGGAAGUAGAACUUUAAUGCAAAUAUUGUCCUUCAAUUAUCAAGAGAAAAAACUAAAUGGUUCAUGAAAAUGCCUAGUGUGAGGAAUUUAUUAUGAAUUGUGGGAGAUGCCAAGGUAACUUCAAGAGAAAAUUCAAAGAAUUCCAUGAUUGUAUUAGGCACCUUCAAAACUGCUAAAAGACAAUGAAUGAAGAGAUCAAGCAUUUAAAAGACGCAGUAAUUGAUAAAGAUAAGAGAAUAGCUGACUUAGAGAGUAAAAUGCUUUUGCUUUGGGAUUAGUAUCAAUAAAGAAUGAGCUGA